CGCGCCAACGCCCUAUGAAGGACUGAAGAUGGAGAAGUUGACUGCCAUGGCCAAUGUGAUGUGUUCCCACUGUCAAACAACAGACCUUGUGUGUACACAGCUAUUCUGUGCCCCUGACCAGCUGAUGGUGGAUAUUACCAUGGCAAUACUGGAGAUGUUCUGUAUCUCCAUGGAAACACUUUUCCCAGAAUGCCACACGGAGUACUGCGAGAGUGCUGUUAAAAGGAGAGCUGCUGAUUUUCAAACAACUGAAACAGCAAGUGUCAUUGGAGGAUGUUACCCAACUCUUGAAUGGUCAGGAGUUUAUGGAAUGGACCAAUGGUGUUUGACCAACUGCAAGUCUGGAACCAAUGAUGACUCAUGUCCAAUAACACAUUGUGUAUGUCAAACUGGGACAACAGAUGGUACUGCCACAGACCCCACAGGUGCCACAGGGGCUGGUCUUGGUGACACAUGUCUAAGCUGGGAGGCGUCCUCCAUCUACAGAGCAGUGGCAGGAAUGGAUGCUUGGUGUGAGAGUGUUUGUAGCCAAGGAGGGAGCUGUCCAUCCACUCACUGCGCGUGCGCUGAAACACUACAGAAAACCACAACAACAGAACCUACCACAACAACAGCAGCACCAACAACAACCUUUACAAGUAAAACAACAACAGUGACACCGGCCACAACGACAUCGGCCUCUACAGCAUCAUCAACAACAGCACCCGCAUCAUCGUCAUCAUCAACGACUUCCACUACAACAGCAGCCACUACAACAGCAGCCACUACAACAGCAGCUACUACAACAGCAGCCACAACAACACCUACAACUACAGAAUCUACAACUGCUUCACCACCAUCUUCAACGGAAUCGUCAACAGAAUCAUCAACAACAUCAUCAUCUAGCACAAUAACAUCAACAACUAGCACAGGAGCUCAAACAAGCACCAGACCCUUGUCAACGACAGCGGAAACUCUUACAACACUACCACCAUCAACCACUGUAACAAUAGCAACAACUACAGAACAAUCACAAGCUAAUAUAACAGAUGGGAGUUCGGAGGGGGUGGUGCAUGCUGUGAUGUGUGACCACGCCCAGUCACUGGGUCAGAACAUUCUUACCAACAAACAUUGUCCAUAUGCGGAGGUACCAGCAACAUCAGGUUAUACAGGCGAUAUCAUAGGGCAGGUGCUUGGUUUCGCUCCGAAGGUGUUAUGCAGUUUUGCCUCGGCAUCAAGACCCUCCAAACAGUGUUCUCACAUGUUCUGUGGUGAAAGCCCACUGGCUGUUGGGAUGAUACAGGCCAGUCUAUGUCGGGUGUGUGCGGACUUCAGCCAGAUCCUGGGACCAGACUGUGCAGCAGCUUAUUGCUAACAUUUUACAUAAGAGAACACUGGGGCUAUCUUAUCAAUGUGUGAACCACAAAAUAUUUUAAGAUCAUGAAAUUCAGUUUAAUACUAUGUCAGUGUUACGAAGAAAGCUGAAAGUUUUGCUUGAAAACUAAUUAAACACUGUUUGAACUCACAAAUACAACUUAAUGCCUUUGAGAAUAAGUCAUAAAUUAUAGACAAUAUUGAUUCGAAUAAGCGAUUGUACAAUGAUGGCCCCACUACUCGCACUUGCUGAAAUACUUUACCACAUGACUACUUAUUGUAUUCUAAAUACAGGAGCCAUAUUUAUUAUAAAUCUCACUCUUAUCCUUAGUGAUGUACCUCAGUGGCUUAAAGGCCGGGGUAAUAGUAUAAAAGGCAGACAGUCAGAAAAAUGGCCACUUGAUUUGACCUCACAGAGCUGUCUGCUAGUACAGAUUGCCAGUACAUUUGUUCAAAUAUACAAAUAAUUAACAAACAAAAAAAGCUAAAAUAUGCAAGAUGGUUUAUUAAAUGUAUCAAAAACAUAUAUUGUGAAUUUCAAGUCUCUCAAACAGUUAUAAAUACCACUUUCAAAUAUUUUUUUACAACUGUCAAACAAAUUCAAAUUUCCCAGCAAUGUUGAUUGACAGAUCUUGAAAGUUCAUGACCCUUUAACAGCCA
This is a messenger RNA of Mya arenaria, 2013 nucleotides long. RefSeq names its product integumentary mucin C.1-like. Bases 29 to 1354 code for a protein of 441 amino acids. Lineage: Eukaryota; Metazoa; Mollusca; Bivalvia; Myida; Myidae. The transcript is spliced from 9 exons. The record is from RefSeq and is a predicted model, not a curated record.